This is a messenger RNA of Nothobranchius furzeri (turquoise killifish), 690 nucleotides long. RefSeq names its product follicle stimulating hormone subunit beta. Gene Ontology annotation, biological process: ovulation; G protein-coupled receptor signaling pathway. Gene Ontology annotation, cellular component: extracellular region; cytoplasm. Lineage: Eukaryota; Metazoa; Chordata; Actinopteri; Cyprinodontiformes; Nothobranchiidae. The record is from RefSeq and is a predicted model, not a curated record. Gene Ontology annotation, molecular function: hormone activity.
UUGUGUAGGAGGAAAGGCCUUGAGCCACACACCGUCUCUGAACUGGUGAUGGGAAAAAGACCAGGAUUUACCUCCAGUCCAAACUGGUAGGCGAAACAGAACCAAACCAAGGCCUAACAGAUUACAGAGAUUAUCAGGAGCAAUAUUUAAGCAUCAGAAAUAAUUGAAAUGUUAAGAGAGUGACAGAAGAGGCAACACUUUCAGCUGAUUUCAAAGCAGAAACAGGACCUAGAGGAGUCUGUGCUGCACCCUGCAGAGGAUGCAACUGGUUGUCAUGGCAGCAUUGCUGGUGCUGGCAGAGGUGGGGCAGGGCUGCAGCUUCAUCUGCCAUCUAAAAAAUGUCAGCAUUCCCGUGGAGAGCUGCGGCAUCACCACACUCAUCCACACCACAGUCUGUGAGGGCCGGUGUUUCUACAUGGAUCCCAUCUACGACAACAACAUUGACCAGCCUGAGGUGAACACCUGUAACGGGGACUGGUCCUAUGAGGUGGAGCACAUCGAUGGGUGUCCAAUGGGGGUCACGUACCCUGUAGCCAGGAGCUGCAGCUGCAUGGCGUGCAACACAGAGAGCACAUUCUGCAAAACCUUCCAUCCACACGUACUCGGCUGUUAAUGUUCUUCCUGCAGUUCAUGCCCGCGAUCUCGGUGUGAUUUAACCCAGCAGUCAAAUAAAACCAUUGUUGCUCACAU